UUAAUUUUAUGCCUGUCGCUGAGUGCGUGAUUGCUGCUCAAGUUCAAAAGUCUUAGAAAUGUUGCGCAACAGCCUAAUAGGCAGUCUCCGACAGAUAAAACCCAUCCUUUGCAGCCAAUCUUUGCGAUCGCUCUCAAAUGGAGCAAACUCGGGUCUUACCACGAUCGAAGUGGACGACAAGAGUGGGAUUGCCACAUUAUCGAUGAAUCUGCCGCCCGUAAACACUCUCACCUUGAAUCUGAUGCAUGAUCUAAUUGAUUCCAUAAACCAGAUUGAGUGCAACAAGAGCCGUGGGCUCAUUUUGACGUCGAGCAAUGACAAGGUUUUCUCCGCUGGACUUGACCUCAAAGAGCUGUACAAACCCGAUCAGGAGAGGUUGAAGGAAUUCUGGACGAUCUUCCAAGACCUGUGGCUGGCCCUGCAUCUCUGCGGCAUUCCCACAGCAGCGGCCAUUAAUGGUCAUGCGCCUGCCGCUGGUUGCAUUAUGGCCACGGCCUGCGAAUACCGUGUCAUGCUGCCGGAUUUCGUCAUCGGAGUGCAUGCCACGCGGUUUAGUUUCCUCGUCUCCAAGUGGAUGAUGCUCUCCUACCAGAGUGUGCUGCCACGGAGAAUUGUCGAGCGGGCGCUGAACCAAGGUAAGCUAUUCAGCACUCAAGAGGCCCUGGAGGUGGGUCUUAUCGAUGAGGUAGCCGGCAGCAAAAAGGAGGCCCUGGCUCAAUGUGCUGCCUUCAUUGGCACCUUUGACAAGGCCAAUCCCAUUGCCAGAACACUGACCAAGCGAAUGUGUCGGGAUUCCGAUGUCACCGAGUUGCUCAGGGAUCGUGCCGGAGACCUACGUGCCUGUGUGGACUACAUCAAUACUCCCCUGUUCCAAGAGGGACUGAGCGCCCACCUCGAGGGCCUCAAGGAGAAAAAAUAGAAGAAAUAGCAUCAAACUGAUGCUGUCCAAAAUGCUGCAUUUAUUGAAAUUUAUAUUAAACUGUUACUCCCAAAACUA
Molecule: messenger RNA, 997 nt
Organism: Drosophila persimilis
Lineage: Eukaryota; Metazoa; Arthropoda; Insecta; Diptera; Drosophilidae
Product: enoyl-CoA delta isomerase 1, mitochondrial
Exons: 3
Coding region: 59-919 (286 amino acids)
Biological process (GO): fatty acid beta-oxidation
Cellular component (GO): mitochondrion
Molecular function (GO): enoyl-CoA hydratase activity
Source: RefSeq, a predicted model, not a curated record